This is a messenger RNA of Aspergillus versicolor CBS 583.65, 1271 nucleotides long. RefSeq names its product Bax inhibitor-1 family protein. The record is from RefSeq and is a predicted model, not a curated record. The coding region runs from base 90 to 899 and encodes 269 amino acids. Gene Ontology annotation, cellular component: membrane. The transcript has 3 exons. NCBI's taxonomy places the organism in Eukaryota, Fungi, Ascomycota, Eurotiomycetes, Eurotiales, Aspergillaceae.
GCUCAAGUCCAACAACAGAUUCAGUAUCUUUGUUUUUCGACCAUCUUAUACGACGCUCCAUCUGUACAUUCAUUAAUAUCACCAACGAGAUGGCGGCAAACGCCCGAUAUGAGCCGGCUCCUCAGCGAGACUCGUUUGAGGAUCACCAAUACUCCCAGGCCCCGCCGUCUUAUCAGGCUACCGCGGAGCCUGCACCUCGCAGCGAAGAUGACAACGUCCCGGAUGACUUCAAGUUCGGCGGCACCGUCGCGGAGGGCACCCUGCCCGUCCGUAUGCAGUUCAUCCGCAAGGUCUAUGCGAUUCUAACCGUCCAACUGCUCGCAACUGCUAUUAUGAGCUCCAUAUCUUUCUUCAGCGAUAGCUACCGCGCCUGGAUCCAGUCCAACGUCUGGGUCAUGUUUGUGUCCCUCUUUGGCGCUCUCGGCCUUAUGCUCGUAACGUUCUGGAAGCGCAAGAGUUAUCCCACGAAUCUCCUUUUCCUCUCUGGAUUUACCCUUCUCGAGGCGUACGCCAUCAGUGUGGUGACAUCAUUCUACGAAUCCCGAAUUGUGCUCCAGGCCCUCAUCUUGACCCUGGGCUUGUUCGUGGGCCUCACACUUUUCGCAUGCCAAACCAAGUACGAUUUCACCAACUGGAUGCCCUACCUCUUUGGUGCCCUCUGGUUCCUGAUCCUGUUUGGAUUCGUGGCCAUGUUCGUUCCCCACAGCAGCACCAUGGAGCUUGUCUACGGCGGCUUGGGUGCCCUGAUCUUUUCAGGCUAUAUUCUGGUCGACACCCAGCUUAUUAUGCGCCACUACCAUGUUGAGGAGGAGAUUGCCGCCUCUAUCUCCCUUUAUCUUGAUGUUCUCAACUUGUUCUUGUCUAUCCUCCGGAUCCUCAACAGCCAAAACAACAACUAGAUAGGCUCGGAAGUGCCCAUAUGACUUAUCAAAGAACGAGCGCUAAACCGGAACUUGGCCGUGGUGCGAGACCUAUUCACCGAGCUUCUGUAAUAUUGAAGACCAUACUAUAUACCUAAGCCCGUACUCUGCUUUCAUUUCCUUUUUUAAGUCAAUUCAGCUCUCAAUUUCCGACUCCCAUUAUUUUGCUUGGAAACUAUAGCCGAACGUUUUAAUUCCAUAUCUCCAUUCUUAUCGUUGUCGUGGCUCAUCGCUAUUGUGAAUGUCUUGAGAAUGAUAUAUCUUACAUAGAAACAAAUAAGCACACCUUACUUUUGGAAACCAGCUGCAUAUAUUAAUGAGGACCUCGGGACAUAAACCGACCGAGUAGAC